This is a messenger RNA of Rhizopus microsporus ATCC 52813, 156 nucleotides long. RefSeq lists its product as uncharacterized. The transcript has a single exon. Lineage: Eukaryota; Fungi; Mucoromycota; Mucoromycetes; Mucorales; Rhizopodaceae. Gene Ontology annotation, cellular component: Set1C/COMPASS complex. The annotation marks the transcript as partial. The record is from RefSeq and is a predicted model, not a curated record.
GAAGAAAAUAUAGUUCACUGUAUUUGUAAAAGGCCUUAUACAGAAACCGAGUUCAUGAUUGCCUGUGAUAACUGUAAUCAAUGGUUCCAUGGCGAAUGCAUUGGAUUGCCUGAAUCACAAGGACUCUUUGUUGACUUGUUCUUUUGUGAAAAUUGU